AUGGGACUCUUUGACUGGUUCCCUUUCAUUCGCAGGAAGGGGUACAACCCUGUCUUGCUGUACCACACCAUACUCGUCAGCAUCACAACUACCGGACGACGCCGUUUUGAUGUCCUCAGUACAAGUUUUCGCACCAUCGGUUACGCCUACUCCAGUCAUCCUCAGGACGUCGCCAAUAGAAUGCUUCAAAAAGAAGUAGAACGAUUGGGGAAUCAUCUCAAUAUGAUGCUGUACCUCGAUGGUCCACAGCCAGUAGAGAAGGCGAGUACGGCUCAAGUUCGAGAAGCGGCCCGAAUGAAGGCAUUGGACCAUCUUUCGACAGACGUGGAAACUUUCGAAACCCGAAUGGAGGCGGAUCUCAGGAUCAGAAAACAGCACUUUAUAGCCAUCCGGAAGAACCUUGUUUCGGCGUUCUAUUGGUCCUUGCCUAGUCGGCAACACUUUGCGGAGUACAUGAGAGGUGUCGGCUGGACUGUUAUACUUUGCAAUACGGAGGCAGAUGUUGCUAUCGCGCAGGAUGCCCAGCCGGAAGACAUUGUAAUCUCCUCGGACAGCGACAUGAUGGCCAAUGCAUCUGUCCAAACACCUGUCUCCCAGGGUCUCAUUCUUGUCUACUCUAUGCCGGACGUCCUCAAGACUAUCGAAUUCAGCAGGAACCAGCUAACUGCACUGGCCAUCGUCGCUAGAAAUGACUACCAAAGGAACAUUUACUCCCUUGGUCCGGCAUCCAACUAUUCUAUCAUCAAGGCCAUUGGACACAAAUCAGUUGUUCGAGACAUCGUGUCGGCGUACCUACGGGAUGGCAAAGUCGUAACAAGGAACACGCAGCAGGGAACCUUUGAGGCCUCCAUGCGAGUGUUUAUCGACCAGCUGCAGACCCGGAUCGAACCUGUGGUUUUUCAGAUGCCCUCUCAGGUUGUCUUUGAUGCGUGCCGGCAGCGUUUCGAGGAUCUCAUGCAGAGAUACAAUCUCAGGAAGCAGCCUCGAGGAACUAUAUCUAGGUCCCCCCAGGAGAACAUCGUUCGAGUGCGGAAGCCUCAGUCUUUCAAUCGGUACAGAACUGUGGAGUCACCCAUUCUGGUCUCAGAAUCGCCCCCGCCACAAGCAGCCCCUGUCCCACAGGAACACGACACACCCUCCGUUACAGCCUAA
Messenger RNA from Linnemannia hyalina, 1152 nucleotides. The record is from the annotation of a GenBank genome assembly. NCBI's taxonomy places the organism in Eukaryota, Fungi, Mortierellomycota, Mortierellomycetes, Mortierellales, Mortierellaceae.